AUGCUGUUGACGAUGAGCGGCUGUGUCAUUCAAAAGAUAUUGCUUCUGGCACUCUUCGCCGUGGACACUGCGCAGGCAAGCAGCUGGACGCAACUGACUCCAAGUGGCACCGCACCGUCCAGCAGGCACGCCUUCGGGAUGGUGUGGAGCCAGGGCUAUGACUCGGUGUACAUCUUCGGCGGACGGGAGAACGACGGCGUCGGUCGCCUGAACGACCUUUACCGAUACAGCAGUUCUGCCAACAACUGGACAUUGCUGAGCCCCGGUGGCUCUCCGCCCACCGGACGGAGCAGCUUUGGCAUCGCAAGUGACGACGCCAAUGACUUGUUUUACGUCUUCGGCGGAGAGGGCGUCACAGUCGGAAGCGAUCUUCACCAAUACAACAUCGCGGGCAACAGCUGGACUCAGCCGACUUCAAGUGGCUCCACGCCAUCGCUCCGACGCGGCCAUGGGAUGGUGUGGAGCCACAGCGAUGACUCGAUUUACAUCUUCGGCGGAUACUACAGCAGCUCAUGGACCCUCAUGAACGACCUUUACCGGUAUGACACUUCUGCGAGCCAUUGGACGACGUUGAACCCGGGCGGCUCUUUGCCGACCGGGCGGGGGUUCCUGGCCAUGGCAUCAUGCAAUAGUUCUCUCUACGUCUUCGGCGGUCAUGGUAGCAGCAUCCCUCUAAGCGACUUCUACCGCUACGACAUCUUAGCGAAUGAUUGGACGGAGCUGAGUCCGACCGGCUCCCAGCCCUCUCGACGCUAUGGGCACAGCAUGGCUUGCCGAGAAAUGGACAUUUCGCUUUAUGUCUUCGGCGGCCAUGACGGAGGCCCGCAAGAGAUGCUGAACGACUUCUACAGAUACGACGUGGUGGCGAAUGAGUGGACCAUGCUCAGUGCCGCGGGAUCCGCGGCGGCUGCCUCAGCUCGGAGAGGCGAGCGAGGUGUCCGAGAAGCAGCUGAAUGCUGA
Symbiodinium natans is the source of this 960-nucleotide messenger RNA. Lineage: Eukaryota; Dinophyceae; Suessiales; Symbiodiniaceae. The record is from the annotation of a GenBank genome assembly.